Molecule: messenger RNA, 312 nt
Organism: Micromonas commoda
Lineage: Eukaryota; Viridiplantae; Chlorophyta; Mamiellophyceae; Mamiellales; Mamiellaceae
Exons: 1
Coding region: 1-312 (103 amino acids)
Source: RefSeq, a predicted model, not a curated record
AUGGCGAAGCACAAGGGCGAGCCGUGGGGACCGAUGAAGAUCGGGUUGGGGAUCGCGAUGGGCAUGUUCGGAGCUCCCAAGUCCGAGGCUCGUGACAGUCGCCCUCGGCGCGGACCCGACCCCCUCCUAACCGGCCCGAUUCCCUACGACGAGUGGCGCAAAAUCUUCAAAAAUGCCCCUAUCCCCCUAUCGACCUUACCCGAAAAGUGUCCACCCGACCCUCGUGACCCUCGGGAGUUCGACGAGGCCUCGGACGACGAGGCCUCGGACGACGAAGGCUUUCGUGAGGCUUUCGCAAAAAGGCUUAGGUGA